GCGCUCAGAGAGGUGUAAAAGUGAAUUUAGGAGUGAAGUAAAUUUUAGUGUGAAGUGAAUUAGAUCGCAACGCCUACACUGUAAAGUCUCGCGAUCUUUGAGCUUAAACACCUGGUCGUUUGCCCCGUGAGAUUCGCACAAAAGCUCUUCUUGCCAAAACGAAGAAGAAAAAAAAACUCCGCAUUAUUUGCAUAACAAUUGUGUGCUCUCAAAGGAGUGGAUCUCACGCCACAGGAAGGUAAUUUGUCGCAUAGUGACGAUGCUUCGACCAAUUUGGAUAUUUGUCAUCAUCUCCUUGGGCUUAUCGAAUUGCUGGCGAACGGAGAAUAAACCAAGGAUCUACGGUGAUCAUGUGCCCACAAAGAUGAUUGCACCGCAUCUCAAGAGAGUCCAGCAACGGAUCGUCAUGCUGCACGACUACUUUCGCACCAAAGUCAUUCCACCCGCCUCCAAUAUGCUCAUUAUGAAGUGGCAUCAUGGGGCUGCACGGGCGGCACAAAAGUGGGCAGAUCAGUGCCGACUCUUGACCCAUGACUCACCCAAAGGGCGCUGGAUUGACAACUACGGGGCAUGUGGCCAGAAUAUCUUUGUGUCGACACAGAAGGUGCCAUGGCUUUUUGCGUUGCGGAUGUGGUUCACGGAACGACAGAACUUCACGUACGGCUCCCCGAAGAAUGAUCUCCACGUUAUUGGGCACUACACGCAAAUGGUCUGGGCGGCCACCCACAAAGUCGGCUGCGGACUGGCUAAAUGCGCUCGUGGCUUCCGGGGGAAGUCCUACUACAACUACGUAUGCAACUACUGCCCCAUAGGGAAUCACGACGACAAACUCGGCUUUCCGUAUCAAAUUGGACGACCGUGUCAAUCGUGCCCGCAGCAUUGUCACUCAAAGAGAGUCAGAUUAUGCAAAAAUGGCUGCAAUGCUGCUGAUCUCUGGGCAAACUGUCGGGAGUUGAAUAAAUGGCCGGGAUGGCUGUGCAAUACAGCCACUCACGAGGGUCUGGAGCGUCGACGGAACUGCCUGGCCACGUGCACAUGCCGCCACAAGAUCCACGACUAAAAUCCCCGCAUAAAUCGCGAGGAAAACCACAAAUUGCUGCCAUAGAAAAACCCCCUCAGAUCGACGCAGGAUCCCUGAAAGUCCUGAACAUCGAUCUCCUCUGUGAUUGGAUUUUUCCUGCACCUCCUUUCCCG
Lutzomyia longipalpis is the source of this 1194-nucleotide messenger RNA. RefSeq names its product cysteine-rich secretory protein 2-like. Bases 260 to 1060 code for a protein of 266 amino acids. The record is from RefSeq and is a predicted model, not a curated record. NCBI's taxonomy places the organism in Eukaryota, Metazoa, Arthropoda, Insecta, Diptera, Psychodidae. Gene Ontology annotation, cellular component: extracellular region. The transcript has 6 exons.